This is a messenger RNA of Exophiala mesophila, 3583 nucleotides long. RefSeq lists its product as uncharacterized. Bases 475 to 2805 code for a protein of 776 amino acids. Gene Ontology annotation, molecular function: ubiquitin protein ligase binding. The record is from RefSeq and is a predicted model, not a curated record. Gene Ontology annotation, biological process: SCF-dependent proteasomal ubiquitin-dependent protein catabolic process; protein ubiquitination. Gene Ontology annotation, cellular component: SCF ubiquitin ligase complex. The transcript is spliced from 4 exons. NCBI's taxonomy places the organism in Eukaryota, Fungi, Ascomycota, Eurotiomycetes, Chaetothyriales, Herpotrichiellaceae.
CCUCACCAGACCAGGGCUCACUGCCUUUAGUCACCACCCUUCACCAUCUUCCCUCCACCACCACCACUACCACUACCACCACCACCGUCCUUCAUCUCUCAUCACUGACAACAACCUCAACCGCUUCCUCCUCUUUCUGUCAGUCCCGUCUCGACCUCCCUGCAAAGUCCCUCCUACCUUGUUCGCCUCUUCGAAUUGUCUGGUUAACCCCCCCCUACAAUUCUCUCUCUCAUAAACGCUGCUCAGUCAAGCCCUGUCUCUUUGGCCUUCCUUGUCUUCUCUCGACAUUCAACAAGCCCUCUUCUAGCGUUCUUCCUGCGACAAUCAGUCCCUCAGUCCAGUCAACCGCAUUUUCCCUACAUUACCAUCCUCUGCAAGCUUUCACAGUCCGGCCUUCCUCUGGUCACCAUCAACUGAAAAGAUCCGCCGAUCUUGUUUCAAUAUCCUCCGGGCUCACCGAGCCUUGCUCACAACAUGCCUCCCGUCUCCAAUACUGCGUCAGCUCCCGCACUGAGAGGUCGGGAUGAUCUUCACACAACCUGGUCUUAUCUUGAAGACAACAUCAACAAUGUCAUGACCAAAUUACAAGAAGGUCUAGACAUGAAGACCUAUAUGGGCGUCUACACUGCUGUUCACAACUUCUGCACAUCUCAGAAGGCCGCAUCGAGUCAACCGCAGCCCGCCACGUCGACCCCUCUCAACACCGGCCACCGCGGUGCCCAUCUCUUGGGCGAAGAGCUAUAUACACUCCUCGGCCAGUAUCUUACAGAACACCUUCGUCAGGUCCUAAAUUCCUCCGAAUCUCACACCGACGAAGCCUUGCUCUCCUUCUACAUUCGAGAGUGGAAGCGUUACACUGAUGCCGCCAAGUACAAUAAUCACUUGUUUCGCUAUCUCAAUCGCCACUGGGUCAAGCGAGAGAUCGACGAGGGCAAAAAGAAUGUCUACGAUGUCUAUACUCUUCAUCUGGUCAAAUGGAAGGAUGACUUUUUCAAAGCCGUUGAAUCUAAAGUCAUGCAAGCUGUUCUUCGCCUGGUUGAGAAACAGCGCAAUGGCGAGACCAUCGAUCAACUCCAGAUUAAAGCCAUCGUCGACAGUUUCGUUUCUCUCGGCUUGGAUGAGAUUGACUCCUCCAAGUCAACCCUCGAUGUAUACAAGCUCUAUUUCGAGCGUCCUUUCAUUAUUGCCACCAAAGAAUACUACUCCAAUGAGUCCAGACGCUUUGUCGCCGAGAACAGCAUCGUCGAGUACAUGAAGAAGGCCGAGGCUCGCUUAGACGAAGAGAAGGAACGUGUUGGCCUAUAUCUCCACCCAGACAUCAUGAAAAAGCUCAUGGACACUUGCAACGAGGCCUUGAUCGCAGACCAUUCGGCCGCCCUCCGAGACGAGUUCCAAGUUCUUCUCGACAACGAGCGUACUGACGAUCUAGCACGCAUGUACAAACUUUUGUCCAGGAUCAAGGAUGGUUUGGACCCUCUUCGAAGCCGCUUUGAACAACAUGUCCGCAAGGCUGGCACUUCGGCUGUGGAGAAAGUUGCUGCUAAUGGUGAUAAUUUCGAGCCCAAGGUGUAUGUCGAUGCUCUCCUGGAGAUUCAUGGCAAGUACCAGCAGCUCGUCAACGUGGCUUUUAAUGGCGAGUCCGAAUUCGUUCGCUCCUUGGACAAUGCGUGUCAGGAGUUUGUCAAUCACAACCAAGUGUGCAAAAGCAACUCCACUCGCUCCCCUGAGCUGCUCGCUAAAUACACCGACCAACUCCUCAAGAAAGGCGCCAAGGCCGCGGACGAAUCAGAGCUCGAAGAGCUUUUGGUGCAGAUUAUGAUUGUCUUCAAAUACAUCGAGGACAAGGACGUCUUUCAGAAAUUCUACUCGCGCAUGUUGGCAAAACGACUUGUGCACACCAACUCUGUCUCCGAUGACGCCGAGACAAGCAUGAUUAGCAAGCUCAAAGAAGCCUGUGGCUAUGAGUACACCAACAAGUUGCAGAGAAUGUUCCAGGAUGUUCAAAUCUCCAAAGAUCUCAAUACCGCUUACAAAGACUGGCAUGACAAGGUCUUGGAAGACGGUGACGAGAAGCGAACCAUCGACUCCACCUUUCAGAUUCUGGGCACCGGUUUCUGGCCGCUCAAUGCUCCCAACGCCGCACUCGCCCCCCCGGUGGAGAUCAAGAAAGCCGUGGACUCGUUCAUCCGCUUCUAUGAUCAAAAGCAUACUGGUCGAAAAUUGACAUGGCUGUGGCAGCUGUGCAAGGGAGAGAUUCGUGCCAACUACAUUCGAUCACAAAAGGUCCCCUACACCUUUCAAGUGUCCAUGUAUCAGAUGGCUGUCUUGUUGUUGUUUAACGACAGUGACAAGCUCGACUAUUCUGAAAUCAAAGAAUUAACAAACUUGACCGACGAUACCCUUGACCCUGCAAUUGGCAUUCUAUGCAAAGCUCGUGUCAUCAUUGCCACACCCGAAGAUGCCAAGGCCAGCCCUGGAACCAAGUAUGUCUUGAACCACAAUUUCAAGAACAAAAAGUUGAAGAUCAACCUGAAUAUCCAGGUGAAGUCUGAGCAAAAGGUUGAAGCUGAAGAUACACACAAGACCAUCGAGGAGGACAGGAAGCUAUUACUCCAGGCCGUUAUUGUUCGGAUCAUGAAAGGCCGCAAGAAACUCAAGCACGUUCACCUUGUGGAAGAGGUCAUCACACAAGUCAGAAGCCGAUUCCCGCCCAAGAUUGCUGAUAUCAAAAAGAACAUUGACGCUCUCAUGGAAAAAGACUACAUCGAGCGGCUAGACAACGAUGAGUUGGCUUACAUGGCCUAACCAGUGUGUAAUCCUUGAAUUUGGGGACAGCUGCGUAGCGCGCAAGCUCGUGGGCAGGGGGUUCUCAUUCAGCCACGAUUUGCCGGAAUAAUGGUCAGGCUGUUGACAAGAUAGUCACUGUGUCGCUCCAUGAAGAGUUCUGACCUGAGAAAUCUGCAAACUUAUGGUCUGCAGAGGUGCUUCGGCAGGCCUUUCGAGGGUCGAUGACAUUUUACAGCCUGUGGAGCUCUGAUUUUUGCAUUGCGCCGGGGGAAGGACGGAUUUGAACUUUGCCUCACUAUGUAUGCUAAAUCUCAUCUAGCCGAGCAUGGAACGGACAUGAGAUGAAACGAAUGACGAUGAUGACCAAGACCAACGGUGAAUUCUGGGUCUGGAUUUGGGAAACACGAAAAGGCAAGUGACUGAAUGCCGCACAGACGUGUUUUGGGCCAUUCUGGUCACCAAUGGCCAAACAUGAACGACCUUCUUCCACGCGAGGUUCGUCGAGGAACAGUGUAGAAUAGCAUGGGACACCACGGUCCAACCCCUUCGCCAAAUUGCUCAUAUCAACAUUGAUGAGUGAAUGGCCAUCAGAAAAGCCAUUCAGAUGCUCGCUCCUAUCGACCAAGUGUGUCCGUCGAUUCACUUAUGAUAGAUAGGCAUGAGCUACAGAACAAGGCCAAAUCAUGAGGCUCAUCGGUCAGAAGAGUACGGGAGGAGCAAAGGUUUAGAUGCCUAGUGGACAUGUGAUAAAUCAUCAUAAUUGUUCUAAAUCAUAGGCAUUGCCACGUUCGUUGAA